AUGAUCACAAGAGAAGUGAUUCUGUCCGUGGGAUUUAUCGUUUUAUCGUGUUUACUACCCAUGCUGAGUGGCCAAGGUGGCGGUCCGACAGACUUCCUUGGACUUGACAGUUUUUCUACCGUAAGCGGAUUUCACGGUGGACAAACUCAAGAAGCUACUAACUUAGGAUGGCCUACGAGUGAAUUCACGUCCAACCAAGCUGCGAAUGGACCGACCGGUCAAAAUCCUCGUAAUAGCGGCACCACAGUACAGCAGCUUACCGAACCAUCAGUUCCAACACGUCAGGAGCUGCUUGAAGCCAGGCGACAACGAGAAUGGGAUCGUUGGAACGGGGUACAGUCCUCAGCGGCUGAUCCUAUCGACCCUAUCAAUAGCCCCAUGGCAAUGCGCCAAGGAACGCCUACCAGCAUAUCCGACUUUGUUGAUGCCAGUGUACCGUCCCAAUCUGAAGUGAUAGACCCGUCGACGGAUCCAGCAACCGAUCCUUCUAACCCAAACCUAACGCAGGAAGAAAGGCGUGAAAGGAGACGACAACGACGACUGAACCGCAGAAACAGACCUGAUCGUUCAGGCCAGUCUGUCCCUGGUACUGAAGGAGAUCAACAGAUGACCCGUCGAGAGCAAAGGAGACAGCAACGCCUACAAGAAAGACGUGAAAGACAGGAGAGACGUCGAUUAGAAAGGCAAGGACAAGGUACUCCUGAUCCUUCAGACGCACAGGGACACACCGUCGUGGGGUCCGAAAAUACUUUAGAUCAAAGACCUCGACGAAAUAGGAACAGAAACUUCAACCGACGUGAUAGAAAUCAGAGGCGUGACAGGAAAAGGGAUCCCAACACGAACACUGCCGGUCCAGUUGACAAUACAGCUUCGUCUUUCAUAUCACCUGACGAACAGAAUAUUUUGUCUGCUAAAGCCCUUGAAUGGCUUCAGCGAGAAAAAGACCGUUUGCUAGCUGUAGAAAGGGCAAAGCUAGCAGAAGAGAAUGCUAAGAAACUGGCCGCACAACUGGCGGCAGAAAAGGCAGCGGAGGCAGCUCGACAGUUAGAGUUACAAAAGGCCCAGGAGGCUGCAAGGAAAAAGGCAGAAGCAGAACGGCAGGCGAGGGAAAAAGAAUUCCUAAGACAAAAGCAAGAACAAGAAAGAUUGAUCGCAGAAAUGAGAGCUAAAGUGCUAGCUGCAGAAAAAGCUGCUCAGGUUGCGCGACAGUUAGAAAUACAAAGAGUUGAACAGGCUGCUGCAGCCGAACGUCAAAGAAUUGCCAGGGUGCAGAAAGCAGAAAAACAGCGUCUGGAACAAGAAAGGAUUCAGGCGCAACGUUUAGCAGAAGAAAGAGUUCGAGAGAUUGCGAGAAUACAGGAGGCUGAAAGACAACAAAAAGAACAAGAAAGGAAACGUAAUGAGGAGCUUGCUAGGAAGCUAGCUCUGGAACGAGCAGAACAGGAACGACGAAAAAAGAUGAGGACUACACCAGCUCCGGUGAUUAUCCGGAGGCGGAGGAGACGGAGGUUUUUAAGACGUUUAUUUGGCAAAAAAUAA
This is a messenger RNA of Ylistrum balloti, 1539 nucleotides long. Its product is annotated as caldesmon-like. The coding region runs from base 1 to 1539 and encodes 512 amino acids. The transcript has 2 exons. The record is from RefSeq and is a predicted model, not a curated record. Lineage: Eukaryota; Metazoa; Mollusca; Bivalvia; Pectinida; Pectinidae.